Molecule: messenger RNA, 1284 nt
Organism: Dipodomys ordii (Ord's kangaroo rat)
Lineage: Eukaryota; Metazoa; Chordata; Mammalia; Rodentia; Heteromyidae
Gene: Acp4
Product: acid phosphatase, testicular
Exons: 11
Coding region: 1-1284 (427 amino acids)
Biological process (GO): peptidyl-tyrosine dephosphorylation involved in inactivation of protein kinase activity; regulation of neuronal synaptic plasticity; negative regulation of ERBB4 signaling pathway
Cellular component (GO): lysosome; postsynaptic membrane
Molecular function (GO): receptor tyrosine kinase binding; protein tyrosine phosphatase activity; acid phosphatase activity
Source: RefSeq, a predicted model, not a curated record
AUGGCUGGGCCAGGGUUUCGGGGCCACACCGGUGGACCGCUCCUGGUUCUGCUGCUCCUGCUCCCAUCCCAGGCCCUGCCCGAGGGACCCCUGGUGUUCGUGGCUCUGGUGUUCCGCCAUGGCGACCGCGCCCCGCUGGCUUCCUACCCUACAGACCCGCACAAGGAAGCCGUCUCCAGCCUGUGGCCCCGAGGCCUGGGCCAGCUGACCCGGGAGGGGAUCCGCCAGCAGCUGGAGCUGGGCCGGUUCCUGAGGCGGCGCUACAAGGCCUUUCUGAGUCCGGAGUACCGGCGGGAGGAGGUGUACAUCCGCAGCACCGACUUUGACCGCACGUUGGAGAGCGCGCAGGCCAACCUGGCGGGGUUGUUCCCCGAGGCUGCCCCGGGGAACCCCGAGGCCGACUGGAAGCCCAUCCCGGUGCACACGGUGCCCGUCAGUGAGGACAAGCUGCUGAGGUUUCCCAUGCGUAGCUGUCCCCGAUACCAUGAACUGCUGCGGGAGUCCACGGAGGCUGCAGAGUACCAGGAGGCUCUGGAGGGCUGGACGGACUUCCUGACUCGCCUGAGCAACUUCACGGGGCUGACACUGGUCGGAGAGCCCCUCCGCAAGGCGUGGAAAAUUCUGGAUACACUCAUCUGCCAGCGGGCACACGGACUCACCCUUCCGGCAUGGGCCUCCCCAGAUGUCCUGCGGACACUGACACAGAUCUCAGCUCUGGAUAUCGGGGCCCAUGUGGGCCCACCCCGGGCAGCAGAGAAGGCCCAGCUGACAGGGGGGAUCCUGCUCGAUGCCAUCCUCAGCAACUUCUCGCGGGCCCAGCGCCUGGGCCUGCCCCUCAAGAUGGUGAUGUAUUCAGCUCAUGACAGCACUAUCCUGGCACUCCUGGGGGCCCUGGGACUUUAUGAUGGGAAGACCCCGCCACCGCCCUAUGCCGCCUGCUUGGCCUUUGAGUUCCGGAGGUGCCUCAGGGACCCAGAAGAUGAUGGAGGGAACAUCACGGUGUCCCUCUUCUACCGCAAUGACACCACCCGCCCACCGCUGCCCCUCAGCCUCCCUGGGUGCCCAGCGCCCUGCCCCCUGGGGCGUUUCCAUCGGCUGACUGCGCCUGCGCGGCCUCCAGUGCAGGGGGCCCGCUGCCAAGGCUCCUCUGACCCUGCCACCCCCCCAGCCGCGGCGGUACCCCUGCUGGCUGGAGCUGUGGCCGUGCUGGCAGUGCUCAGCCUGGGCCUUGGCCUCCUUGCUUGGAGGCCUAGCUGUCUGCGGGCUUUGGGGGGAGCAGUGUGA